Messenger RNA from Ostrinia furnacalis (Asian corn borer), 1314 nucleotides. RefSeq lists its product as uncharacterized. The transcript has 4 exons. The record is from RefSeq and is a predicted model, not a curated record. Bases 552 to 905 code for a protein of 117 amino acids. NCBI's taxonomy places the organism in Eukaryota, Metazoa, Arthropoda, Insecta, Lepidoptera, Crambidae. Gene Ontology annotation, molecular function: protein binding.
AUGUCAAAGUCAAAAUAGUGCUGUCCAUUCUUCAUAUGAGGCUAAUAUAAUCGAUUAAAGCAAUUGAAUAAUCUGGCUGGCUUGUACUUCAUUAAAUAAAGGAAGGGAUCCGGAUGGUUACUUGAAUAAAUUGAUUGACCCUUUUUGAAAUCAAUAAAUUUUUCAGCAUCUAACCAACUUCCUAAGUAAAUUGCAGCUAAUAGCAAAACGGCAUAACGUUACUUUAGUAAAAGGCAUAUUGUUUGUUGACUUUCCCUAAUCGCACCGUGCCCUUUUUUCAGAAAAAGUUUUUGUUGACACUUUUUGACACUGACAGAUCAAAAAUCUGUCAAAACUGCAGUGGCUGCUCGUUUGUGUGUGUGUUUGCAUUUUAUUAAUUUCGCUAAAUUCGCGUUUUGGAAUCGUUCCAAAAGUGAAUUGUUUACUUCUGUUGACCCGAUAAACCCUAAAGCACCCGUGUUUCUUUGUUUCGAGUGUUAUUUCGGCGCUGGGCCUCGUCGAACCAGUUUGUGCAAAGUGCAUUGGAUAUAGAUUUUUGUCUGUUUCAUAAAAUGGAGACUGUUCAGAAUGAAGGGGAAAACAACAAGGAACUGGACGACAGUGGUGUCCAGGACGUGGGCAAGCAGGCGGAGCAGGAAGAGGACAGGCCGCCAGAGCUGCUAGAUCUCUCUGAUGAUGUCUUGCUGGGCAUACUCAAGUUCUGUUCUCCGAUGGAUCUCAAGGCGUUGGGAUAUACAUGUCCCCGUCUCGGCCGUCUCAUCCGCGACCGUACGCUUUGGAUACACGUCGACGCGCGCCAACAACCGACCGGGACAGCUCGAAUGCGCUGGCUGUUAGCUCACGCGCUCGGAAGAAAUACUGUUGAGCUCAAGCUCAGCGGGUACGCCAAGGCUUCUAGAGGGUGAGUGAGCUAUUAUAGUACAAGUGAGCUACCACAGACGAGUGAGCUACUACAGGAUGCGUGAGCUACUACAGGACGAGUGAGCUACAACAGGACGAGUGUGCUACUACAGGACGAGUGAGUUACUACAGGACGAGUGAGCUACUAUAGGACGAGUGAGCUACUACAGGACGAGUGAGUUACUACAGGACGAGUGAGCUACUAUAGGACGAGUGAGCUACUAUAGGACGAGUGAGCUACAACAGAACGAGUGUGCUACCACAGGACGCGCGCUGACAACCGACCGAGAGAGCCUUCUAGCUCAUGCGCUCGGACGAAACACUGUUGAGCUCAAGCUCAGCAGGUACGCCAAGGCUGCUAAGGGGUGAGUGAGCUACUGAGCUACUGCAAGACGAGUGAGUGAGCUACUGCAG